UGCAUGCGGAAGCGCUGCUGUGGCUUUCAGCGAAAUGGCGGAAGGAGAGCUGAAUGUUGACAGUCUGAUCUCCAGACUGCUGGAAGUGCGAGGAUGCAAGCCGGGCAAGAUCGUGCAGAUGACGGAGGCGGAGGUGCGGGGGCUGUGUAUAAAGUCCCGUGAGAUUUUCCUCAGUCAGCCCAUCCUGCUGGAGCUGGAGGCUCCGCUUAAAAUCUGCGGUGAUAUCCACGGUCAGUACACUGACCUGCUGCGGCUGUUUGAGUACGGGGGCUUUCCUCCAGAGGCCAAUUACUUGUUUCUGGGGGAUUAUGUGGACCGGGGGAAGCAGUCCCUGGAGACCAUCUGCCUGCUUCUGGCAUACAAGAUCAAAUACCCUGAAAACUUUUUCCUGCUCCGCGGCAACCAUGAGUGUGCCUCCAUCAACCGCAUCUACGGAUUCUACGAUGAGUGCAAACGUCGGUUCAAUAUCAAGUUAUGGAAGACUUUCACCGACUGCUUUAACUGCCUGCCUAUCGCUGCCAUUAUUGAUGAGAAGAUUUUCUGCUGUCAUGGAGGUCUCUCUCCUGAUCUUCAGUCUAUGGAACAGAUCCGCCGCAUUAUGAGGCCCACUGAUGUCCCUGACACAGGGCUGCUGUGUGACCUGCUUUGGUCAGAUCCGGAUAAAGACGUUCAGGGCUGGGGUGAGAAUGACCGAGGCGUGUCCUUCACCUUCGGGGCUGAUGUGGUCAGCAAGUUCCUCAACCGCCAUGACCUAGACCUUAUCUGCAGAGCACAUCAGGUGGUUGAAGAUGGUUAUGAGUUUUUUGCCAAGCGGCAGCUGGUCACGCUGUUCUCCGCCCCAAACUACUGCGGGGAAUUUGACAACGCCGGAGGCAUGAUGAGUGUGGACGAGUCGCUCAUGUGCUCUUUUCAGAUCCUGAAGCCGUCGGAGAAAAAGGCAAAGUAUCAGUACGGCGGAGUGAACUCAGGCCGUCCCGUCACUCCUCCCCGCACUGCUCAGGCUCCGAAGAAGAGGUGAGCUGGUUGGCUUUCUGGAGUCCAGUACUGACCCCCCCCCCCCCCCCCCCCCCCCCCCGGGCAGGCCCUUCCCUUCAGCCUCCACUUUACAUGUACAUACUUUUUUGCUGUGACUGUUUUUUCUUUGCUUGUUUGUUGGUAUUUCUGUUGAUGAUUGAUAUUGAGUAAAGGACUGUGGUUAUACAGUGCAGUGAGACUUGUUGCUCAGCCGUGUGCUACAUUACAGCUGCUGCAACAUGGAUAAAUAGAUGAAAAGCUGGUGUGUGGGGCUGAGAAGUGAGGUAAGUGGUAAGAUAGGACAGUAUCUUGCCCUCAUAAAAAAGGAUGUGGUGUGUUUUUUGAGGACCGAUGGGUUUUAUUGUAUAUACUCUUCCAAACCAGUACAGUGCCCCAUAAGCUCGGACUUUGCUCAGAAGAUGUCCUGCGUUUAGAGCUGGACUUGAAAAAUAAGCUUAAUUUAUUCUUUUGGACACAAGAAUGUAAAAUUUAAUGAGACGUGGAAUUAAAGUUCUGCAUACAGUGCAAAACUUGAACACAUUGCCGUAUGUAUUUGUCAAUAAACAAUUAGUGUUAUUUGAUGAGGGGGGAAAAAAAAUAACUAAAUGACCUCAAAGGAUUCGUUGUAGUUGCACCUUUGUAAUUAUAACAUUUUACCAGUUAGUGCUACCAAGUUUUCUUCACCAGCUUAUGUAAAAAAACACUUUAAUUUCCAAGGACUGGGUGUAUUUCCUUCUAACCCUGUUGCCUGUGUGAAUUUUAUUAUAGACAGUAUUUAAAUAGCCGGGAAUUUGAAAUAAGUUCAUUCUUAACGAACCUCUGCAUGCUCCACCCACAAAAUAGUUUGUUGCUAGUUCAGACAAGCUUUAGAGAAUGCUGGUAAACUCGCAUUCGGCCUAAUGAGAAGCUGUAGAACAGACUCCGUUCAGAGCACAAACCCUGUUUUAACAUUGUCCUAUUCGUUUCGAAUGCCAUUCAUUUUGUAUGGAUGUGAUAGGACACAGUAGUGCUUCAGCUUAUGUUAGCCUGGUGGCUAAUUGAUUGUUCAGUAAAUUGAUUGUUCAGUAAAUUGAUCCGAUUCAGUAGCGUAGCAGUUUAAACUGGAAACUUUAUGUAGCAAAUAGGACAAAACUAAAUUUCCCAUUAGGUUGAACAGACCUCUGACGUUACGUCUCAUUCUGUAUUUGGCACCACACCCACAUUAGGAACUCCGGGCCCAAGCCGCUUUGUUCCAUGGCAUUUUCAGGAAUCGCUUGUCCUGCCCUGUGCUAAAUUAAAACGCCCCAAACGUGAUUGUGUACGUUUCCUUGUCAGGGGAUCCUCUGACGAGGCUGUUUAGCAGUUAAACUACGAAUGCUACAUGCUGAAAUGGGGUAGUGUGGCGAGGUCUGUCUAAUGCGGUCAGUUUAGUGUGCUGCUAGCCCUCACCUUCUUACUGGCCUCUGAAUUUAGAAGAUCUGGUAACACUUGGAGGAAAAACGUCUGAUUGACAGAACAUAUUUGACCGUUUUUGUUUACCACAGGACACUGUAGCAGCUGUUUUCAGUGACGCUACACAAUGACGAGACAACAGAGGUCUAUAGCGUUUUCCCGGUGUGGUGUAGAGCUUGUUCUACCUUGCAAAAAAUCUAUGGGUGGGCAGAAGCAUGGAUGGGUCAAUUUUCAGUCUAAAGCUUUAGUCUCAUACUAGCACACGAAUGGGUUUGGGUAAAAGCUCAUAUAGUCUAACCAAAUUGUCACAGUAUACACAAGCCAUACUGAAGGCUCUGGGGCAGCGUUGAGCGCCUCAUGGAUGAAAGAAAUCGUGUUAAACACACUACAGAAGUGCCGUUGCUCUGCCCAGCUUGCACAUCUAUUUAUCAAGUGCUCUGAUGACCCCGUAGUGUUGCAGACCACGCAAGGCACAGUGCAACUUGACCUCUGUAGAUGGAGACACAGGCCUUGUUUCAGUCCUGUGUUUAACAUACCCUCGCCACUUGGAAGUGCAUCACACCCACUUCAUGCAAGGUGAGGAGGGGACUCAUUCAGAGGGGACUUUUCAGUUAAAACAAGUACCGAGUACUCAGGUACCCAUGCACAUCCCUAAUUAGAACAUGAUGUGCGUUAACUGUGAAUAAUUGCUUUGUCUUGGUUUAAAACCGCAUUCUUACUAGCUGUGUAGCCCAUUUUGCUACCGAAAAUUCAGUCUGAACAUGCCAAAUUAAACAUUGUGGAUCCGGAAUCUUAAGCUUUUAAAAACCCUGCUGUGGCUUAUUUGUCCACCUUUUUUCCAGGUUUGAAAUAGAAAAUACAUCCGAUCUGUUGCUGUCUAUUCUUAUGGGCUCAUCUAAACAGCUUGAUUUGAGCUGAUAAGCAAUAGCACAGCCCUUAAGAUGGUGUUGGGGAUUCCCUCAAGGGGAAAUGGCGAGUGCGUGUUGAAGCCGGUGGGUGUGCUUCCGUUUGCAGUGUAAAAAUAAGUAGGCAGAGUUCUUGCAGGGCAUUUCAAGUGUACUCGUAUUAUUUGAAUGAAACUUUGCACAAUUCCCAUCUUCUAUCCAAAUAAACUGAAAAGUGCACUAACAUAUGAGCUUUUGCCCUCAGCCACUUUGUCUCAUCCUCUGAAUUUGUUAGCACAGCUGAAAGCAGCAGUAGAAGCCUUGUAAUUGUAAUUAUUGCCUUACACUGCUAUUCAAUACUGCCAUCUGAUCUCAAAUUCUGACUUAUUGUGAUUCCUGGUAACGGAUGGAUGUGCAUUUUUUUGCUUUCGUUGUUUUUUUGCCUUUAAAUGGUGGAGUUAGGAACUCGGCAGACAGCUUGCUGUUAUAUAGUGAUCUGGUCAGGGUAGGAACCAAGUUAAAUUUAUUGAUUUGUGUGAUUAAUAAAACAUUCACCGAUUGGUUUUGAUUUGCAGUACAGUUUGCCUUUUUUGACCUGUUACCAAAAGUCAGGAGAUGUUGAAGUGUUUUAAAUCACUUUUGAGAUUUGUACCAGUUUCAAACUCUUUGAUUGGAAUAAAUGGAAUAGUGAUGUUGA
Molecule: messenger RNA, 4026 nt
Organism: Pygocentrus nattereri (red-bellied piranha)
Lineage: Eukaryota; Metazoa; Chordata; Actinopteri; Characiformes; Serrasalmidae
Product: serine/threonine-protein phosphatase PP1-beta catalytic subunit-like
Exons: 8
Coding region: 35-1018 (327 amino acids)
Biological process (GO): regulation of circadian rhythm; circadian regulation of gene expression
Cellular component (GO): cytoplasm; nucleus
Molecular function (GO): protein serine/threonine phosphatase activity
Source: RefSeq, a predicted model, not a curated record